Perkinsus marinus ATCC 50983 is the source of this 1065-nucleotide messenger RNA. RefSeq lists its product as hypothetical. Gene Ontology annotation, molecular function: protein binding. The record is from RefSeq and is a predicted model, not a curated record. The coding region runs from base 1 to 1065 and encodes 354 amino acids. Lineage: Eukaryota; Perkinsozoa; Perkinsida; Perkinsidae. The transcript has 2 exons.
AUGCCAGACUUCCAGGGAGAGACCUCGAGCUCAGCUGACUCCCAAGCUUUGAGGGAUGUAGCUGAGCAGUAUCUCGCCAGGAAGAUUAUUGUCAAGUCUGAGGCGACAAGGGAUGAUAAGAUACGAUGGGAUAUGCGGUUUUUCGUUGGGUGGGUCGAUGGGGAAUCACGGAGUCUAGCAGAGAUAACUGAGUGUGCUCCAACUGCUGCUGAACUGCAGCUAACAUGCACACACGGAAGGCAUAAGAAGGACAGAGAUGUAGUGGGUAGUCAAGAUAUGUACUUCGUACAUCCGGACAAAGCUAGACUAUGUGGUCUCAUGCCUCAUCCCGAACAGGAACAGUGGUUCGCGCAGUAUAAGCUCCCCUAUUGUCGAUAUACGGAUGACGCCGAUGACGUUUCUGAAACCAUGUUACCUAACUACUUCUCACAACCGUGGAAAGACUGCUGCUCUACGGAAGAUGAUGAUGCCAGACUGAUUCUCAGUGGCCGUACUUGUUCUCUCGAAUCACUCCUACAGAAAGCUUAUGCACUCGGAGACAACGAGGCGUUGACGGUGAGAUGGUCCCGAAUAUUCGGCGGCGGUAGAGGGGUCUUCGCGAUGAAGAGCUUCCACAAGAACGAAGUAAUCACUCUUUAUUCGGGGCACUUAUUCUCCGAGGCACAGAGGCAUUGGAUGAAGGAUAAUUUCGGUGGAGCACUAUCCUCUCAUUGUAUACCGCUCAUGCAUAAGCUCAUAUAUGUCGAUGGUCUCUUUACUUGUCUAAUGAAGGGGAUGUAUGUUGGUCAGCUAAUCAAUAUGGGUGGCUCCGGCUCAGCCUUCAACAAUGUUGAAUUCUGCCCAAUUGAGGUAUCAGUCGUAGAGCCGAGAUCAACUAGGAACUGCAAGAGGAUUCCUGCCUCUCCAAUCGCAACAUCUGUCACUGCUACGGGUGUGAAAAUGCUGGUCGUUAAAGCUACAAGGUAUAUACAUCCUGGCGAAGAGCUCUACGGUUCCUAUGGAAGUGCUUUCUGGAACAAACGUGAUUGUGAUUGUCGAGAGCCUCCACCAGUUGUGUUCCCGUAA